UUGUGUGCAGAGGUGUGGAUAGUGGAUACCCCUCAACCUCUAGAAAUUUGCCUGACACUUUGCAUUUGGCAGCAGAGAAGUCACACAGCCGCCUUCCCUUUGCUCUAAUGGAUCUACCCAGUACCUUUCUACUUCUGCUUGUGGUCACUGCCAUUGACCUGUGUCUCUCCCAGGAACCCGUUAUUGAGGAUCGUGCCAAACCUGGAGAAUGUCCAUUGGAGGGUAAUGGGAUCUACUUUGAUCCGCCUUGCACGAAAGACGUUGAUUGUCCAGGCAGCCUCAAAUGUUGUGAAACUUCAAAUGGGAUUAGCUGCUUUCCUCCAAGCUUCAGAAGUCCAUGUCGAGGAGAUUUUGACUGUCCAGAGACACUGAAGUGCUCAGAGGGAAACUGUAUCAGUGACAUUGAUUACAUCAACUCACCCACCACAAUUAGUAAUAACUGAGUCACGACAGGAAAGAAGACAACACUUAAAAUGAUCCCUAAUCUCAUGGACCAACCCAGUUAAAUGUAGUUGAAAAUAAAGCAUAUAAAUAAAAAAAAUUUAAAAAAAA
Messenger RNA from Xenopus laevis (African clawed frog), 552 nucleotides. RefSeq names its product waprin-Phi3. Bases 108 to 443 code for a protein of 111 amino acids. NCBI's taxonomy places the organism in Eukaryota, Metazoa, Chordata, Amphibia, Anura, Pipidae. The record is from RefSeq and is a predicted model, not a curated record. The transcript has 4 exons.